CUGCCUCCCUCCCCGCGCGCCGCCCGCCCCGCCGGCCCCGCUCGCCCUCGCGCGCUCGGAAGGGAGUCGCGAGACGUCGGAGCGGCGGCCACGUAGCGCUGCGGCGGCGGCGGCGGCGGCGGCGGCGGCCGAGGCCGGGUCUGCGGAGCGGCCCUGAGGACAGACGUUGGGCGGGGGGGAGGGGCCGGCCCGGCCGGCGGUUGUUACUCGAGCGCCGCGGCUACAGGCCCCCCGCCGCAGGAUGGACCGCCGAGGCGGCGGUCGGGGCGGCGGAGGCGGAGGCGGCCGGCCAGGGAUAUCGUUGUGAUAAGCCAGCGAACCCGCAAGAGUUACGUAGAGACUUUUCAGAUAAGAUAAGAUGCGCCAAGUCACUUGCAGCUGUCUGCAGAAGAAAAAUCCCUAGUGCUCUGCUCUUGCCAUAAUACCAAACCUUUCGACUUCUGCUUUGGUGCUGCAACACUGGAAGAAUUGCACACAGGUCCCAGGAAUACCCUUUUUCCAUUUGAGUGGUUCUUUGUGGAUGGAAAAUUAUUGGAGGCUUAACAGCUACCCUGUUUGAGAGCUCUCUCUCUCUAGUCUGAACUGCGUAAUAAACCGGGCCACGCACCCAUGAGCCACACAGCCAGUUCUGGUCAGGAGCUGGCUGAAAACUGUGCUGCGCGUGUAGCAGGAAUGGCACAAGAAGAGAGCCGUCGUGGUCAAGCGCCAUCUACCUUUUAUCACGGUGCCAACCAAGAACUUGACCUGUCCACCAAAGUGUACAAAAGGGAAACAGGAAGUCCUUAUUCUGUGUUAGUGGACACCAAGAUGAGCAAACCACAUCUCCACGAAACAGAGGAACAGCCGUAUUUCAGGGAGACAAGGGCAGUGUCUGACGUGCAUGCUGUCAAAGAAGACCGGGAGAAUUCUGAUGACACAGACGAGGAGGAGGAGGAGGAAGUCUCUUACAAAAGGGAGCAGAUCAUAGUGGAGGUAAACCUUAAUAAUCAAACAUUAAAUGUGUCUAAAGGGGAAAAGGGUGUCUCUUCUCAGUCCAAAGAGACUCCUGUUCUGAAGACAAGCAGUGAGGAGGAAGAGGAAGAGAGCGAGGAGGAGGCCACCGAUGACAGCAAUGACUACGGAGAGAACGGAAGGCAGAAGAAGAAGGAGAAGACGGUGGAGAAGGCCAGCGUCACACAAAGGAGAACCAGGAGGGCCGGCUCCGUGGCCGCAGCUACCGCUUCCCCGACUCCCAGGACUACCAGAGGGCGUAGGAAGAGUGUAGAGCCACCUAAGCGGAAGAAGCGGGCCGCGAAGGAGCCCAAAGCCCCAGUCCAGAAAGCUAAGUGCGAGGAGAAAGAGACUCUGACCUGUGAGAAGUGCCCCAGGGUGUUUAAUACUCGCUGGUACCUGGAGAAGCACAUGAACGUUACUCAUAGGCGCAUGCAGAUCUGUGAUAAGUGUGGCAAGAAGUUUGUCCUGGAAAGUGAGCUGUCCCUUCACCAGCAAACAGACUGUGAAAAAAAUAUUCAGUGUGUUUCCUGUAACAAGUCCUUCAAGAAACUCUGGUCCCUUCAUGAACACAUCAAGAUCGUCCAUGGGUAUGCAGAAAAGAAGUUUUCCUGUGAAAUUUGCGAGAAGAAAUUCUACACCAUGGCUCAUGUGCGGAAACACAUGGUUGCACACACGAAAGACAUGCCGUUUACAUGCGAAACCUGUGGAAAGUCGUUCAAACGCAGCAUGUCCCUCAAGGUGCACUCCUUGCAGCAUUCUGGAGAGAAGCCCUUCAGAUGCGAGAACUGUGACGAGAGGUUCCAGUACAAGUACCAGCUGCGCUCGCACAUGAGCAUCCACAUCGGGCACAAGCAGUUCAUGUGCCAGUGGUGCGGCAAGGACUUCAACAUGAAGCAGUACUUUGACGAGCACAUGAAAACACACACUGGAGAGAAACCCUUUAUCUGUGAAAUCUGUGGCAAAAGCUUCACCAGCCGCCCCAACAUGAAGAGGCACCGCAGAACGCACACAGGCGAGAAGCCCUAUCCGUGUGAUGUGUGUGGCCAGCGGUUUCGCUUCUCCAACAUGCUUAAGGCCCACAAGGAGAAGUGCUUUCGGGUGACCAGCCCCGUGAACGUGCCGCCUGCUGUCCAGAUCCCACUCACGACCUCCCCGGCCACCCCAGUUCCUUGCGUGGCGAACACACCCACAACGCCCACGCCCCCGAUCAGUAUGAGCCCCGCGAGCACUCUCCCCCCGCGGCCCAUCCCGCACCCUUUCUCACACCUCCACAUCCACCCACACCCUCACCACCCGCACCACCUUCCUAUCCCUCCGGUCCCGCACCUCCCGCCGCCCCCAGCUCUCUUUAAGAGCGAGCCUUUAAAUCACCGAGGCCAGGGUGAGGACAACUUUCUGCGGCACCUGGCAGAAAAGAACAGUUCAGCACAGCAUCACUAACAUCCAUCUCCUUAAGUGUGUUCUCCACGAGCUGUGUGCCCGUGUGUGAGUUUGCAGAAAGGGAGCUGGUGGGCAUUUCUGUAGCUGCCAGACUCUCCUCAGCCUCCACCAAGAGCUGUGUCAUUGUCUUGGGGGAUCGACACAUCCAAGGGAAUGAACGAGAAGACCGCCUUGCGCUCCCGGAGGGAACUGUCAUCUAAACCAGGGGAACCACCGAACUAAAGCCCAAUUCGCUUGCAUUUUCUGGUGGACUUUUAUAAAUUUCGAAUACUCAGACUUGUGGAAUUUUAUAAUUUCAUAUCAGCUGAUGAGGUAUGCUUUUGCUUUUCUAUCCCGGGCUUCUCCUCAAAGAGGGGACAGGCCCGGCUUCCUUUGUACUAAUCGGGAAGGCUGUGAGAUUAAUCCAGAGCAUUCAUUGUAUCACUGUGUAUCGUAACCAGUUCUUUUCAGCUUUUGGCGCUGGCCUCCGAAUCGAGCCGGCCGUGUUUCACAGUAUAUCAAGCAUUAUAGAGAAAGACAGAAAUGUUCUUCUUUGUGUAGCUCUCCUAACGCACUCUAUUUUACUACAGAAAUUAUUUUAGAGUUUUUGUAUAGACUUCUUUAGUAGUCUGUUUCUAAAAUGAAACGUAUUUCAACAAGCGGUGUAAUUUUUUCAGUGUAGCUGGGCCUGUGUUGUAAAAUAGAAAAAAAAUUUUUAUAAUCAUCAAAAUGUGAUUCUUAAAGACGCAUAUAACUUCUAUAGUUCAAAGUUAUUCUUACGUCCGUACAACUCAAAGGUGCUUCAGAGACUAGAUGCAUCCGGGAGGGUCUCCAGACACCAGGUCACUGCAGAAUGAGGUCUUGCUUUCAGAACUUGGCGUAAGCCCUUGGCAGUUCUUAAAUCUCUGCUUCACACUCAAGCAUCCGUCUGUCGGGCUCGUUGACACGCUCCUGUCCUCCGUGUUUCGUUUCGUUUGGUUACCGCGUGAAGCGGGAGGAUUCCAUUUGGUCCCUGCGCUAAGUGGGGUGAUUUGCAGGGAGCUGGACCCUUUCCAGGGACGUCCCCUCACGCUUGCAUGUUCGAAAAAUCGGAGUCAAGCUGUUCACCGUCAGGAGGAGGAAGUGAUGGAGAAUCAUUCUCCCUCACGUCUGCGUCUCACUUUCCCCCGGGCUUGUUUGUGUCCAGCCGAUGGCACAACCAAAUGGAAGUCUCACGAGACGCUGCUCGUUUCGAGGCUGCUGUAUUUUCCUAGAAUUGUUAGGAAAAUACGAAAUAGUACACUAAAAUCACAAGCAUGAAUGAUGUUGCUGACAGUAGCUGAGAAGUUUGGAUGAGGACAGAUUUGACUGUGAGUUUUUAAAAUGUCCGUUCAGCUGUGGAUCCAGCCACAACUUUGAGCUGUUCUAACACAGUUUAAAUGGUAGCGAGGGAAAGAAAACUGCCUAUGUUUUGCUGCCCUGUUCUCCGCAGAUAAUUACGCGACAGACAGCGGUGUUCCCAGGUGGUGAGGGGAACAUCUCUAACCACCUUUUAGAUGGGUUACUUUUUCAAGUUUGGGAAGUUUCGAAAGAGCACGAUCAUUCAGGAGCUUAUAUAGGAAAGUCUGAAUAGAAGGGCUAACACACUGCUCAUAUUUAACUGAUCAAAUUUCUCCAGACUCUGUACAGCUAAAACUUUUAUAUAUAUAUAUAUAUAUAUAUAUAUAUAUAUAUAUAUAUAUAUAUAUAUCUCAGAGAACUGAGUUCCAAAGCUAGGUCUGCUUUCUUUCUCUCUCUCCCUCUAUUUUUUAAUCUUGACAUUUCUUCAGUUCCUCCCCCACCCCCCCACCCCCCCCACUGCCUCAGGCUCUUAGAUCAUUGCCUAAAUAAGAACCCUGGCUUUUAUUUAUUUUUUAACUUUUAAUAUUAAAUGUGCAGAUAUACUUCAAGCACUUUUCUGGCUGAUUAGCUCUGUGGUAGGAAAAUUUGGAACUCUUGAUGGAGGUCAAGUCCCUCUUUUUAAAAUACCACAUUCUCUGUUAGCUUUUUUGGUUUAAAAUUUCCUCCUUUUUUUCCUUCUGAUUAUUGCGUUUUGCCUUCUGUAAUGAGCAUAGGAAGAUUUUGGAACGGGGCAGAAAAGUAUCUCAAGACCUACUUUUCUUCCUGUUUUUGGAUGUAAUUUCUAAAGAAUGUUAUUUUAAGUAUUGGCGUGCAUUUUUCAGACACCCAGGUACCCAGACCAAUAAGGAAAAUUAAUUUCUUGUUUGUGAUUGUCAUUUCUUUCGUGGCUGCGUCCCCUUACUUACUCCACAGUCUCCUUUACCUCCCAUGACAAGUUUCUGGGUGGAUCUACACCUUUAUGUAGACAUACCAUUAUUUAAUGGCCAAGCCUAUGAUAUUAAGAUGGUUUUUUAAAAGAUGUAAAUCGCAGCUUAAUUGGUUCUGGUACCUUAUUUUAUUCUAAACAAAUUUACGGUAUUCGGUAGCAAUUCUGAAUUCUAGACUUGAGACCAUUAAAUCAACCAUUUUAUGAAGUGUACUAUAAUGAUACACUGGAAAAUUCAGGUCGUCAUAUUUGAUUUUUCAUUCAAGUGAAUAUAGCCAUAAGAAAAUACCUACUUACAUAGGAAAACCAGUAUGAAGCAAAUAAUCACCACCACCCUUAACAGAAGCAAAAAAGGAUUUGUUUUUGUUUUGUCUUUUGAAUCAGCAUUGUCACACGACACCGUUCAUAGUGAAAUGUACUGUGGAACAAUCUGGAAACUUCUAACUGUUUUUCCCCCUAGAUGGGUAUACCUUCCUUGACUCGGGGUUUGUAGUCUUCAGGAAAACUGCUCAGCACGUAACGAUUCCUUAUCAGUGUCAUGUUACACAUAAACAAUGAGAUGCAUUAAAUAAUAUUCACGACGUUAAUGCUUCUGAAUACGAGAACUGCAGGAUUAAGCCUUAAUCAUAUAUGUGCGUCAGGUUUAACAUGCUUCAGACUCCAACUCAGGGUUGGAAAUUUGAUUGGGGUCCUUCACUAAGGGAAAAGUUGCAUCCUGUGUGUUCCCUCCAGCCUACAGUACAGCACCCCGUGACUUCUUCAGAACUUCAUGCCCGUUUGCUAUC
Molecule: messenger RNA, 5502 nt
Organism: Prionailurus viverrinus (fishing cat)
Lineage: Eukaryota; Metazoa; Chordata; Mammalia; Carnivora; Felidae
Gene: ZNF652
Product: zinc finger protein 652
Exons: 7
Coding region: 610-2433 (607 amino acids)
Biological process (GO): regulation of transcription by RNA polymerase II
Cellular component (GO): nucleus
Molecular function (GO): DNA-binding transcription activator activity, RNA polymerase II-specific; RNA polymerase II cis-regulatory region sequence-specific DNA binding
Source: RefSeq, a predicted model, not a curated record